GUCGCCAAACACACCCGCAAAACCCAUUGAAACCCAAGAAACCAAACCAGAGCUUUCAGCAGAGCAGACGUUAGGUUUUCUGGCUGAAACCAUUGACGACGACGACGACGAUGCAGAGAUUGUGCUCCAAGCUCCGAUCUCUGGCGCUGAGUUCAGCGCAGAAUCUGCCAUCAAUCUCUUAUUUUCGUCCUCUUCUCCACUCUUCUCAAACGCUUCGCCAGCCUCUCCAUUCCGCUUCCCAUUCAUGGAGCUUCAAGCCCCUUUUCAGCCCCUCUUCUUCAUCAUUGCAUCCCUCUCUAGGUCUCAACUCCAUUCGCUCUUCUCCGUGCCCUCUCUCGCUGGUUCAAGUGCGGCAUGUUUCAUCGAGGGAUAGACGGAAGAAGAGGAAACCUUUGACACCAGUCACCUCCAAGGUCAAGAAAACCAAAAUGAAAUCAUACGCGUCUUACAAGUCCCGGUUUAGGACAAUGAACGAUGGGAACAUCCGGCGCUGGAAGGAGGGAAAACGUCACAAUGCGCAUUUGAAGUCAAAGAAAUCAAAACGUAGGCUUAGGCUUCCUGCAAUUGUCCCAAUAGCUUACGCCAAAGUAAUGAAGAAACUCAACUUUUCCAGUUAAAAGAGAAGAAAAACUGAAGUCCUCUGCUGGUAUUGCUAACCUCUGGAACGACAAGGGGAUCUUUUGGCUAACACCUCAUGGAUUUGUACUCUCCAUUUAUAUUGUUUACAUUAGAGGCCCAGAAUAAGCGGUUUUUAGAGGGUUUUGUUUUUUGGUUGCUUAGUGAAAGUGAUAAACUUGACUGAAUGAACAGGUAGCAAAUAGCUUCCAAAGUGUUCCGUCGAGCUUUCUUUGUUACUUGGUUGUUCACACUAACAGAGAUAACAUUGCUGUUGGGGGCUGCUUUCUA
Morus notabilis is the source of this 906-nucleotide messenger RNA. RefSeq lists its product as uncharacterized. Gene Ontology annotation, cellular component: ribosome. The record is from RefSeq and is a predicted model, not a curated record. Gene Ontology annotation, molecular function: structural constituent of ribosome. Gene Ontology annotation, biological process: translation. NCBI's taxonomy places the organism in Eukaryota, Viridiplantae, Streptophyta, Magnoliopsida, Rosales, Moraceae. The transcript has 4 exons. The coding region runs from base 111 to 617 and encodes 168 amino acids.